This is a messenger RNA of Scomber scombrus (Atlantic mackerel), 2004 nucleotides long. RefSeq names its product espin like b (gene espnlb). Gene Ontology annotation, molecular function: actin filament binding. The transcript is spliced from 7 exons. The record is from RefSeq and is a predicted model, not a curated record. Gene Ontology annotation, cellular component: cytoplasm. Gene Ontology annotation, biological process: actin filament bundle assembly. NCBI's taxonomy places the organism in Eukaryota, Metazoa, Chordata, Actinopteri, Scombriformes, Scombridae. Bases 1 to 2004 code for a protein of 667 amino acids.
AUGGAGAACAGCAAGCAUGGCUCACCCCUGCUGUAUGUAUGUUCCCAGCAGCCAGUGAAGGAGGUGCUCCCCCUGCCUCGCCACCCUGUCCCACUUCCUGCCAUGACCCCCUUCUGUGAGACUCUGGCUGCCACUUCAAAAACAACAGGCUCCAUGCAGCACGUACAGGUUGCCUCCUCAGUGGUGACAUCGUUUAACCAUCUGAAGCUGCCAGAAAGGGAUCUCACCCUGAUGUCCCAUAUGAAGUCUAUCAAGUCCCUGAGGCAGGCGGGCUUCACUGCGGUCUUCACAGGACAAACAAAUGUGCUUGACAGUGAGGAAAUGUUGGAGGAGGUACCAAUCGUCGAUGUGAUCCUAGCCGACAUCGACUCCCUGGUGCCUACUCACGAUGAAGCUGGUCGCCCCAUAGCAGAAUGGAAACGACAGGUGAUGGUGCGGCAGCUGCAGAUUAGGCUGCAGGAUGAGGAGGAGCAGAGGAGACAGGACAUGACUAAUUGCUACACACCUGUGGAUGACUGGAAGUACUCCCAAGCCCACAACGCAGUCUUGGGGCCCUUUGGUGAGCUCCUAACAGAAGAUGACCUGGUGUACCUGCAGCAACAGAUCGAGAAUGUGUCACUGCAGAAGCGCUACCAGGCCUAUGAGCUGGAGCUGACCAGGCUGACCGAGGAACUGAGAGCGAUUCUACCCGACCCCAUCGUAAACAUUUCCCUUAACAAAGACGUCCUCAAGCAGAUGGACACAGAAGGUCGCCUGACCCUCCCAGUGUGGUGCAGUCGUGUCUCAGAGAUUGUCAAGAGUAUGUCAGUGCUGGUGGCUAAUCUGAGCCAAACCACAGAGGGAGAGGAGACAGUGCCAGUACAUGGGGAGACUUCUACUGGAUGUCGGAUACCUCACAUAGGGAUGGCGUCAGCUUUUAGCCAUCGUUUGGAGAGCAACAGCUACAGCAAAACACGGAGAGAGAGGGUGCAGAGGGAGAUCCAACAGUCUGGGGUCUCAGUGAGAAACCUCAGAUCCAACUUUGAAGGUCAGAUUGGAAGUAUUUAUCCCUUUGCUGGAGUUAUGAAAGGAGGCCAGGGGUUCAAGAACCAAUUAACGGUUGGAGCUUCAGGAAUAAACAAUCAGAAUGCCAACACAGGCCUCAGCUGUGAGGUUAGUAACAUUGAUUCUCCUAAAAAACUUGUACCGGUGAUGGAGACUACCAGCUUAAGGAAGGAGCGGAUUGUAGUGCUGUUCCUUAGUCACUGGAAGAAGUCUGCAUAUGCUAUUUCAGUGAGAGCAGCGAUGCAGAGACAGGGACAGGAGGCAGUGUCAGAGAGAGUGACAGCAGCACCGCCUCAGCAGAGGAUCACCUCCAUGUUUCAGUUCUGCCAACAGCGAGGUGCUGUGGACAAGAUGCUAAACUCUUGGAGGAAUAAAUUAGAACUCAAAGAUGCACAAAUGUCUUGUUUGUCAUCCAAUAAUGCCUCGCAUAAUCCAACCACUCAGACAACCUAUUCCCCUGAGCAAUUCCUGCCAGAUGUGGAUGGCGUUGAAAUGGCCCAUGAUAGCUUGACCCUUGAUUUAUUCAUGUUGGGAUAUUUCCACAUCUUAGAACAAGAGCUAUCACCUGAGGAGAGGAAGAUGAGGCAUCUCCUCUGCUUUGAAGUCUUUGACCAUGUGGGCAGUUUCCCCUGGGAGGAGGUGCGGGACUUCCACAAGGCUGUUCUUCAGGAAAUCCAGGCUGGGAGGCGACAGUGGUGUGACGGCUUCGAGGACAUCAAAGUUUGCUUCUUUGGGGACUCGAGACCGUGUCGCUGUCCACCAUCAUCAUCAUCGCCAUCAUCACUGUUGCCAGAUUCCAGACUUGUACCUAAGGUUAUAGUUCAAACUGCUACUCCAGAUGAGGGCAGCAGUGACACAGACGUCUCCUGUUUCAACAAUGAAGACAUUUGUAAAUAUAUUGACCGCAGCUUUGUUUUCUGGAAAGAGAAGGAGGCAGAGCUGUUUGAUUUUGAACAAUAG